Messenger RNA from Nipponia nippon (crested ibis), 9259 nucleotides. The record is from RefSeq and is a predicted model, not a curated record. NCBI's taxonomy places the organism in Eukaryota, Metazoa, Chordata, Aves, Pelecaniformes, Threskiornithidae.
GCAUCAGGAUGUGAUAUUGUGGUACUGGGGACUGACUUUGAAAGAUUACAGAUAAUCCCUGGAGCAAAACAUGGAAACAUUCAGGUGGGAUGUGUGGACUGUUCAAUGCAACAGGGGAAGAUUGCAGCUUCUUACGGAAAUGUGAUUUGUAUCUUUGAGCCGGUUAGCCUCUUGAAGCAGAACAGCAGUCAUCAUAAUACAUUACAUUAUCAGUGGCAGAAGAAUGCUCAAAUCUUACUGGAAGCCAUAGCACAUAAUCUAACGUGGGAUCCCACAGGCACUCGUCUUUUGACUGGUUCCAGUUGUCUUCAGCUUUGGUCCAAUGUUCCUUUGGAAAACCCUUCUGACAAUGACAAUACUGAAAGAACAGGUGUUGGACUAGGAGAAUGGAGGUGUAUCUGGCAAUGCAAAACUGCUUCUCAAGUUUGUUUAAUGAAAUUCUCGCCAGAUGGGGAGUUUUUUGCUACUGCUGGAAAGGAUGAUUGCCUUGUGAAAGUAUGGUACAAUACAGACAGCUGGCGAUCAGCCAUAACACCACCUGGCGCAAGUCCAGAAAAACAAGCAGAAGUAGUUGAUUUUUCAUUUGUCUAUUUGGCUCAUCCUCGGUCAGUAAACGCAUUUUCAUGGAGGAAGACCAGUAAAUUCAUGCCACGGGGUGCUGUCUGCAAUGUACUCCUGACUUGCUGUAAGGAUAAUGUUUGUCGUCUCUGGGCAGAGACUUUGUUACCCAAUGACAGUCUGUUGUAUGGUGGAGGAUACAAUAAUUGGAGUGAAGCGGUGAACUUCACAAAUAACUUCAAGAGAAAUAUUUCAAGUAAGGAAAAAGUGCAAAAUGCUUUAGAGUUAAACCUGAGGCACUUCCGACGAGGAAGGAGGAGGUCGGGUGCUGUUGUAGCACAUACUGGAUAUGCUCCACAUCAGCAAGAUCCCCAUGAAGUUCACAGGAACAUCCCUCCUCAUGCAAAUGCACUUUGUCACUUCCAUAUUGCUGCCAGUAUCAAUCCAGCCACAGAUAUUCCUCUACUUCCUUCUAUCACAUCUCUGAGUCUUGGUGAAAAUGAAGAAAAAAGUGGACCUUUUGUUGUGCACUGGCUAAACAAUAAAGAACUUCAUUUUACCUUAUCCAUGGAAGUAUUUUUGCAACAACUUAAGAAGAGUUUUGAACAUCAUUCUCCUGAGACUAAUACUGAGGAAUCUAAUCAAAUGGAUGGUAGAUCAGAAGAAGAAGUUGAUGAAAAUGGAGAUGAACAAAAAGGAAACCAAGAAAAGAAGGAAGUGGGGGAUGAGAAAACUCCAAAUUCAAGCCUUGUUCCUUUAUCUUCUGCUAUUAUUGAUCAUGAAAUUGAAGUACUACUUUCUGAAUGGAGUAAAAAUGCUGACAUGCUAUUCAGUAUACAUCCUAUGGAUGGUUCACUGCUGGUGUGGCAUGUGGACUGGCUUGAUGAAUACCAGCCUGGCAUGUUUCGUCAGGUGCAGGUGUCAUUUGUCUCAAGAAUUCCUGUUGCAUUUCCGACGGGUGAUGCAAACUCUCUUUGCAGAAGUAUAGUGAUGUAUGCUUGUACCAAAAAUGUUGACUUAGCUAUUCAACAAGGCAAACAAAAACCUCCUGGCCUUACACGUUCUUCAUCUAUGCUUAUCUCUUCUGGACACAGUAAAUCAACCAACAGUUUAAAACUAAGUAUCUUCACACCCAAUGUUAUGAUGAUUUCCAAACAUGCAGAUGGGUCAUUGAACCAGUGGCUAGUGAGUUUUGCUGAGGAAUCUGCUUGUUCAACCGUACUCAGUAUUUCACAUAAAUCCCGAUAUUGUGGUCAUCGUUUUCAUCUUAAUGACUUGGCUUGCCACUCAGUAUUACCACUGCUGCUUACAACCUCACAUCACAAUGCUCUAAUUUCACCAGAUGUUGAGAGCGCAAAACAGGCAAAUGAUUCUUUAAAGUCUCAAGAGUCACCAGUAAGACUUCAGAGUAGAGGCAAUGCAGAUGUAACAUCCCAGGAUCCCAAUGCAGUUUACAGUGAACUUAUUCUUUGGAGAGUUGACCCUGUUGGGCCUUUGUCCUUUUCUGGUGGAGUUUCUGAACUUGCUCGGAUCAAUUCUCUUCAUGUUUCGGCUUUUUCUAAUGUUGCAUGGCUGCCCACACUUAUACCUAGCUAUUGCCUUGGUGCAUACUGUAAUUCUCCAAGUGCCUGCUUUGUGGCCAGUGAUGGACAGCAUUUGAGAUUAUAUCAGGCUGUAAUAGAUGCAAAGAAACUUUUGUGUGAGCUUUCCAAUCCAGAAAUUUCUAAAUAUGUUGGUGAAGUUUUUAACAUCAUAAGUCAGCAAUCUACGGCUCGUCCAGGAUGUAUCAUUGAACUGGAUGCUAUCACAGAGCUUCAUGGCAGGAAAACACAGUUAUUCCAUGUUUUUCAAGAAGACUUCAUUUUAAAUAACCAGGAGAAGGGAAUACCUGAAAAGAAGAACAAUUUAUCAGACUCUGGAAACAAGCACAAUGGAUUCUCUGAAAAAUUCUACUUAAUAGUAAUAGAGUAUACUCAAAACCAUUCAUUACUACAUAUGUGGCAUUUACAUUUGAAGUCAAUUCCAGUCUCAGUAGAUGAAAAGGUAGAUUCAAAUACACCUGAAGCAGCAACACAAACAGAAGAAUUGUAUUCUUCACCAGAUCCAGAGAAGAUCCAAUCACCUUUCACUCAAAAGUAUCAGGCCUGUAGAGCCAAUCUUCAGAGCACCAGCUGGCUUACUCUGUCUUCCAAAAUGGUGUAUAGCCAAGAGUUGCAUUUGCCAGAAGGAGUAGAGAUAAUAAGUGUAAAGCCAUCAGCAGGACAUCUCAGUUCAUCUUCCAUAUAUCCUGUUUGCCGUGCACCGUAUCUGCUGGCUACUUCAUGCUCUGAUGGAAAAGUUCGAUUCUGGAGAUGCAGAGUUACCUCUGAAUCAUCAGCUUCUUCCAUGCAAGAAUAUAGUGCACAUAGUGAUGUUACAUAUGUAUGGGAAGAAUGGCCAUUACUGAUUGAAGAUGGACUUCUUAGCAGUAGUGCUAUUAAUGUUCCAGGAAGGCCAACUGAAGUUAGCUGUGCACACACAAACAGAUUAGCAGUAGCAUACAAGCAGGUAACAUCUAAAAAUAGUCAUCUUUCUCAAGAUUUUGUAAUGCAUGUUAGUAUUUUUGAAUGUGAAUCUACAGGGGGUUCUUCUUGGAUUCUAGAACAGACUCUUCAUUUAGAUGAGAUAGGCACCAUGUUAGACUCUGGUGUUAGUAUUGAUAGUAAUUUAGUGGCAUAUAACCGACAAGACAUUUCUCUGUCUCAUGGUGGGAGUAUUAUGCCCAGCACGAAGCACUUGGUACACUUAGAUUGGAUGUCUAGGGAAGAUGGUUCGCAUAUUCUAACAGUGGGAAUUGGAUCAAAACUUUAUAUGUUUGGUCAGCUCUCUGGGAAAAUGCAAGAACAAAAUGGUAAGGAGAUUGUAGCAAUCUCCCAUAGUGGCCACAUGAAGGCUACAGCCCUUUCUAGGUUUGUUCUGCUGCGUUGUGUUGACUUGGUUUCAUCUGUAGAGGGGUCACCUCCUUUUCCAGUCUCUUUGUCUUGGGUGCGUGAUGGCAUUCUUGUAGUUGGAAUGGACUGUGAAAUGCAUGUUUAUUCCCAGUGGCAAUCUCCUUCCAAGCAGGAACUAGUUAGUACAGAUUCCUCCAGUGGAAGUAUGCCAUGUAUAACUAGCUUAAUGAAACAAAGCCAGUCAGCUGCCUCAGGUCUGCAUCCACCAAAGCGAACCUUGACCAGAUCUAUGACCAGCCUUGCACAGAAACUUAGUGGGAAAAGAUCUGCCUGUGAUCUGUCUACAGAAAUGGAAGAUUCCGGUCUCUUUGAAGCAGCUCAUACAUUAUCUCCCAUUUUACCUCAGUACCAUCCAUAUCAACUGUUGGAACUCAUGGAUCUUGGUAAAGUACGUAGAGCAAAAGCCAUUUUGUCCCAUCUCGUGAAGUGCAUUGCUGGAGAAGUUGUUGCUAUAAAUGAAUCUGAACCUAAUCACGAUAAGAGGCUCAGAUCUCUGACCAUCAGUGCUAGUGGAAGUACUGCAAGAGAUCCCAAAACAUUCAGCAAAACUGAGACUACAGACUAUAUCGAAAUAGACUCUGUUCCACCAUUGCCUUUGUACGCUCUGCUUGCUGCAGAUGACGAUUCAUGUCAUUCCUGUUCAGAGAAGUCUAAUAAUCAAAAUAGUCAAAAUAAAAAAGAUGUGCCCAAUGACAAUUAUGAAGAUCUCUUUCAAAAUACUGUUAUAAGUACAGAUGAACUUGUUACUUUUGAUGCAGAUGAAGACAGUUCGAAACCAAAAGUCAUUGAUCUUUCUCAAUAUAGCCCAACUUACUUUGGACCAGAGCAUGCUCAAGUUCUUUCUCGUCACUUGCUUCAUUCAAGCUUGCCAGGUCUGACUAGGAUGGAGCAAAUGUCAUUGAUGGCCUUGGCAGAUACGAUUGCUACUACCAGUACUGACAUUGGAGAAAGCAGAGACAGGAAUCAGGGUAAGCUGUCUCUUAGUGUUAAAUUGAAUCUCUUUUUUUUUUUUUUUUCCCCUCCCUUUUUUUUUUUAAAUGGCUUAUAUGUAGGUUUAUCUACUAGUCAUUUUGCCUGGGCAUUUCAUUCAGUGGCAGAAGAAGAACUACUGAGCAUGCUCCCUGCAGUACAGAAAGGAGAUCCAACAUGGUCGGAACUCAGAGCUAUGGGUAUAGGAUGGUGGGUUCGAAAUAUCCAUAGCCUGAGGAAAUGUAUAGAAAAGGUGGCUAAAGCAGCCUUUCAGCGAAACAAUGAUCCACUUGAUGCUGCCAUUUUUUACCUUGCAAUGAAAAAGAAGGCUGUGAUCUGGGGAUUAUACAGGUCCCAAAAAGAUACUAAAAUGACACAGUUUUUUGGAAACAACUUUACUGAGGACAGAUGGCGUAAAGCAGCAUUAAAGAAUGCUUUUUCUUUGCUUGGCAAACAGCGUUUUGAACAUUCUGCAGCAUUUUUCUUGUUGGCAGGACACUUAAAAGAUGCAGUGGAGGUCUGCCUUGAAAAACUGAAUGACAUUCAACUGGCUCUUGUAAUAGCAAGGCUUUAUGAGUCAGAGUUUGAAGUAUCUAGUACUUAUAAAUCUGUACUACAGAAGAGAAUUUUGGGAAGUGUGUUUCCUGGAAAAGAGAGCUCAGGAAACAUGCACUCUGACCCUUUUCUGCGAAGUAUGGCUUACUGGAUUUUAGAAGAUUAUAGCAAGGCUCUUGACACUUUGAUUAAACAUUCUGUUGAAGAUGGAGAUGAAGGAGAUGGCUCAUCGAGUUGUAACCCUGCGGUGUUUAACUUCUAUAACUACUUAAGAACACAUCCUCUCUUGUUGCGACGUCAUUUUGGGUCUUCUGAUACAUCUUCCACACACAUUUGCCUGACAGUAGAAAGUGGAUUAGCUGACAAAAUCAACCUAGGCGAAAGACGGCUGUUUUUCACCACUGCAUAUGCGCAUCUGAAAGCUGGUUGUCCUAUGUUGGCCUUGGAAGUGUUAUCAAAGAUGCCCAAAGUUGUCAAGAGGUCAAAGUCAUUCUGUAGAUCCCCUAGUUUAAUGGAUACUAGUAAAGAUUUUUCACCAUCUUCUCCAGUUAAAGAGUUGGAAACAAAAGACCAAUCUUCCAGUGUUGAUUGGUCACAGCCAGUAUUGAAUGGUCUAGGUUCAUCUUCAGAUUGUUCAUCAGGAAAACAUUCAAGUUCAACUCUGUCCUUUGACUGGAGCCAGCCAAGUGUGGUAUUCCAAGAUGAACACUUGAAACUACAGUCAGACAGUGAUGAAAGUGAUGAGAGUGAAGAUUCUUCCCUGGUAAUGAAAGAGCUAAAACCUCUGAAGAAACCUGAAAAAUUAUAUGAAACAAGUUCUAGCUACACAGAAUCUUUUAGUGUAGUUGAUGACAAAGAUAUUCUGAGUCCUUCAGAAGAUAUAAUUUCAGCACAGCUGAAGUUUAGAGCAUGCCUGAAAAUUCUUACUGUAGAGCUUCGUACGCUGUCUACUGGUUAUGAGGUAGAUGGUGGGAAGCUGAGGUAUCAGCUUUAUCAGUGGCUUGAAAGAGAAGUGGUAGCUCUUCAAAAGACCUGUGAUUAUAAUGUUGAAGUAGAAGAGAUACAGUCAGGAAUUAGUGUGAUGCCAGAGGAAGCUACGGUACAUGAAAACCCUGAAGACUCCGCUGACCAGCAAAAAAAUAUGCUACAGAAAGAAGACUUUCAGAGAAGACGUCAAUGGCUUCUGAAAUAUCAGUCUCUCCUCAGAAUGUUCCUUAGUUACUGUAUACUUCAUGGCUCUCAUGGUGGAGGUUUGGCAUCUGUCAGAAUGGAAUUAAUUCUGCUAUUGCAGGAGUCUCAGCAGGAACAGUCAAUACAGAUACCUUCCAGCCCUCUACCAGAGCAAAGCUCCAUACCUCUCCUAUUUGCUUGCACAGCUAGUGCCAAAACAGUGGUGGCUAAUCCGUUGCUACAUCUUGGUAACCUAACUCAUGAUAUAUUACAUGCCAUAAUAAACCUUGAUUCACCACCUCAUCCAGAUACUCAGAACAACAAGAUAUAUGUAAUGCAUACCUUAGCAGCGUCACUCUCUGCUUGCAUCUACCAAUGCCUUUGUGAUGGCCACAGCUACAGCUCAUUUCAAGCAAAUCAGUUCACUGGAACAGUGUAUCAGACAGUGCUAUUAACUCAGCGCCAUUCUCUAAGAACAGGAAGCUUAGAAGAAACAGUGACUCCCAAUACGUCACCUGCUCAAUGGCCAGGAAUAACAGCUCUGAUACGUCUCUUGAAUUCUGCUGGUGAGGAAGCCCAGCCAGGUCUCACAGUUUUACUUUGUGAAAUCCUAACUGCAGUCUAUCUGAGUCUGUUCAUCCAUGGCCUAGCAACACAUUCUAGCAAUGAGUUGUAUAGAAUUAUGGCUCAUCCACUUAACAGCAAAAUGUGGUCUGCUAUCUUUGGAGGAGGAGCUCAUAUGCCCAACAGUGGACAACUGCAAUUAAAGACAAAAACUGGUAGGCACUUCCCAAUGCCUAGCCCACAUCAGGUGGUAGUGUUCUCCAUGGAAUGCGUGGGGUUUUCCAAAUCCCUUACCACCUUCAGUACUCAUAGUCCUACCAAAUCUUCAGAUGAUGGAGAGAAACAGCAAAAACGUUACAGACUUUCAUCAAAAACCUCUCCAAAAGAGAGUUCUCAGUCGCCUGCAUUGCCAUUGGUAGACCAAGAAUCUUCAUCUUCCAAGGAAAGGUUUAUUCCUCCUGAGCUUAGCAUCUGGGAUUAUUUCAUUGCAAAGCCUUUCCUUCCAUCGCAAGGUAGAGUGGAAUAUGAUUCAGAAGAGAGUCAGGAAAGUGGUGAAGAUGAUGAAGAUAUUGAUGGUGAUGUGUUUGCAUCAAAUUCACAUAAUCAAGAGCAUUCUAAUUCAAAUUCAUACAGUUGGUCACUGAUGAGAUUGGCAAUGGUUCAGCUGGUACUUCACAAUUUGAAGAUUUUCUACCCUUUGGCUGGACAUGAUCUUUCAGAGCUUCCAGUUAGCUCCCCAAUAUGCCAUGCAGUUCUGAAAACACUACAGCGCUGGGAACAAGUUCUUCUCCGACGUCUUGAGCUAUAUGGGGGUCCACCUCAACAUUAUAUUUCAGUUCAUGCUUCUGAAGAUGCCUUAGCUGCUGGUCCUGCACUGCUUCGCCAUAAAACUUUACUUGAGCCUACAAACACUCCUUUCAGAUCUAACAGUCAUGUUGCACUAUCUGUGAAAAGGCUCUGGCAGUACUUAGUUAAACAGGAAGAAGUCCAGGAAACCUUUAUCAGAAAUAUUUUUACAAAGAAGCGAUGCCUGAAUGAGUCAUUAGAGGAGCACAAUGAAACCGUGAAAAAUUCUGUGGUGGAGGAGCCCAUCAUCAAUAAGAUAGAAACAGAUUUGGGAUACCCAGGAGGCAAGGCAAGAAUAAUCCAUAAAGAGUCUGACAUCAUUACUGCUUUUGCAGUCAAUAAGGCAAAUCGGAACUGCAUUGCAAUAGCAUCGAGUCAUGACAUUCAAGAAUUAGAUGUUUCUGCGAUUUUAGCCACACAAAUCUAUACCUGGGUUGAUGAUGAUGUGGAAAUAGAAAAUAAAGGGGCUGAUGAUUUCUUAGUUAUACAUGCUCGAGAUGAUCUGGUAAAUGUUCAGGGAACCACUCCUUAUACUCACAGUAAUCCCGGCACACCUAUCAAUAUGCCUUGGCUUGGUAGUACACAAACUGGCAGGGGUGCAUCUGUGAUGCUCAAGAAGGCUAUUAAUAACGUCAGAAGAAUGGCUUCUCAUCCAACAUUACCAUAUUACCUGACAGGUGCUCAAGAUGGUAGUGUAAGAAUGUUUGAAUGGGGUCAUGCACAGCAAAUCACAUGUUUUCGGUCUGGUGGCAACUCAAGGGUAACUCGAAUGAGAUUCAAUUACCAAGGAAAUAAGUUUGGAAUUGUUGAUGCUGAUGGAUAUAUAAGUUUAUAUCAAACAAAUUGGAAAUGUUGCCCGCUUACUGGAACUUCACCUAAACCAUAUUUGACCUGGCAGUGUCAUAACAAAACAGCCAAUGACUUUGUUUUCAUCAGUUCAUCAUCUUUGAUAGCCACAGCAGGAUUGUCUUCUGACAACAGAAAUAUUUGUCUUUGGGAUACUUUGGUUUCACCUACAAAUACCUUGGUGCAUGCUUUUAUCUGUCAUGAUAGUGGAGCAACUGUGCUAGCAUACGCUCCAAAACAUCAGCUGUUGUUAUCUGGAGGCAGAAAAGGCUUUACAUGUAUAAUUGAUCUUCGCCAAAAACAGCAGCAACAGUUACUCCAGAGUCAUGAUUCUCCAGUCAAAGCAAUUGCUGUUGAUCCUACAGAAGAGUAUUUUGUCACAGGAUCUGCUGAAGGCAACAUAAAGGUAUGGAGUCUGUCUACGUUUAAUCUUCUUCACACUUUCAUCAAUGAGCAUGCUCGACAGUCUCUCUUCAGAAACAUUGGGACGGGAGUCAUGCAAAUUGAGACAGGACCAGCAAAUCACAUAUUCUCCUGUGGUGCUGAUGGAACAGUAAAGAUGAGAAUCUUGCCCGAUAGAUUCAGCCCUUUAAAUGAUGUGUUAAAAAAUGAUGUGAAAUUUAUGAUCUAAUAUUUUUCUCAGAACAGUGUAUAAUAUUCCCCUUCUGCCAUCCCUAAAAAUAUUUUUCCUGGAACUAGCCAACAAAGCAGAUACACAAUGAUAGCUUGUGCCACAAGGAUGUUUGGGUUUCUUUUUUUUU